AUGGGAAAAGUCCUUGGGAAAAGUGGGAAUUUGUGGGAAUUUUUGGGAAUUUUUGGGAAUUCCGUGCAGGGCCAGACCAUGGACGACAUCCCCAAGGAGGUGCUGAGCGACUGCGCCCACCUGGUGAAGGCCAACAGCAUCCAAGGGUGCAAGCUGAGCUCGGUGACGGUGCUUUACACGCCCUGGAGCAACCUGCGCAAAACGCCCGACAUGGACGUGGGGCAGAUCGGCUUCCACCGCAGCAAGGACGUGCGCUCGGUGACGGUGGAGCGUCGCGGGGCGGAGCAGCUGCGGCGGCUGGAGCGGACGCGCGUGGAGCGGUUCCCGGACCUGGCGGCCGAGCGGGAAUGCCGGGACCGGGAGGAGCGGGGGCGGCGCCGGGCGGAGCUGCAGGAGCAGCGCCGGGAGCAGCGCGAGGAGCUCCGCAGGAAGAGGGAGAUGGAGGAGCUCCGGAGCUACUCGUCCCUGAUGAAGGCCGAGAACAUGUCCUCCAACCAGGACGGGAACGACUCCGAUGAUUUCAUGUGAGGAUCCCCCCGGAAUUCCCAGGAAAAGGAACUCGGGCUCCGGCCCCGCUUCUCCCGGACCUUGGGGGGGAAAUUCCCGGGAAUGUCGGAGCCAACAAAGCCUGGGAUCGGC
Molecule: messenger RNA, 639 nt
Organism: Serinus canaria (Common canary)
Lineage: Eukaryota; Metazoa; Chordata; Aves; Passeriformes; Fringillidae
Gene: CCDC25
Product: coiled-coil domain containing 25
Exons: 6
Coding region: 1-528 (175 amino acids)
Source: RefSeq, a predicted model, not a curated record